This is a messenger RNA of Geodia barretti, 783 nucleotides long. Lineage: Eukaryota; Metazoa; Porifera; Demospongiae; Tetractinellida; Geodiidae. The record is from the annotation of a GenBank genome assembly.
UUGCACCCACACCGCGAGUGUAAGUGUAUAUACUUGUUAUUUUGCGCCGUUAUGGACGCAAAUAGAGCAGACAAAGACCCGGAAGACAAUCAGGGCACCUCAACCAACCAUCAUGGAACGGGGCAUGACUCAACCCCAUAUGCGCGGGACUUCCUGACGCUCCAGAUUAGGAUCAUCAACGGGUUUGAAACCUAUGUGGCAGCUCCGUGGAAGAGACUGGUGGCGGAGGUCAUUGACACUCUGCUGUUUGUCGUUCUGCUCAAGGCUUAUCUCCCAGAAGCAGAUCUGAGGAUCCCGGAGAUUCUUCUAGAAGGAUCAGACGUGUGGGCCACCAUCGAUGAGGCGGCGGAUCUGGACGAGAUUCAGACGAUUCUCCAGACUUUCGUCUUCUCAGUUCUAAUGCAGAGAAUCAACCACGCCCUCCUGGAGUUCAUGUGGACGGCUGUGUUUUCGUGCACUCCAGGGAAGUGGCUUCUUGGACUGCGCAUCGUCCACGCCAACUCCAUUCACCUGACUCGAACCCAGCCUGGCUACACACUGAGAAUAGUCCCCGGUGGUAGAAUAUCUCCUUGGAGGUCCUUCGUUCGCGCCACAUUCAAAGCCACAUUUUCUCUCUUCUGUCCGCUGGUCAUCUUCUUCUUCUCUCUGUAUCGCGGACAGACGAAGUACGACCGCGUCCUGCGCUGUGCCGUCGUCGACUCUCGUAGCCUCUAUCGACCAGUACACACCCACCCAACAAAUCAGGGAGCGAAUAAUCAACCUCGCCUACUUCAAGUUGGCUGA